Messenger RNA from Anisakis simplex (herring worm), 1242 nucleotides. The record is from the annotation of a GenBank genome assembly. NCBI's taxonomy places the organism in Eukaryota, Metazoa, Nematoda, Chromadorea, Rhabditida, Anisakidae.
UUCAGAGUAAGUGAGAAUAUCGGAUGGGUGUUGAAAAGGUCCUCCUCAUCAAGCACAAUGGACAGUGAUCAAAUGCAAAGCGCAUCCACAUCAUCAAUGGCAUUGCGUCAGUUGAUUGAUAAUCAACUUUAUUCAUUUAUUUAUGGCAAAUGGAGACUCGAUUAUUACAACAAGUCGAAUCGUUAUCACAAAAAUGCUCCUUUGUGGCUGUUGGGUCAGCCUUAUUUCACUACUCGUUCUGAUGAUGAAGCGUUGUUCAGUGAGUAUUUGCUGGAUUACUACAGUCGUAUUUGGUUGACGUACCGCACAAAACUGUCGCCGUUACCUGACUCGAACAAAACGAGUGACUGCGGGUGGGGAUGUACCCUGAGGACUUGUCAGAUGAUGCUUGCACAAACACUCACGCAGAUAUGGCUUGGACGGGAUUGGCGAUUCAGUGGGGAUAAGGAAAGGAAUGUGUUGAUAAAUGGAGUGAGUCAUUACGAGAUCGUGUCGUUGUUCGGUGAUAGCGUCGGCUGUGAGUUGGGUUUGUAUCGAUUGAUGAGUAUCGCGAACGGGUCGUCGUCACAUCAACGAGCCGUCGGAUCUUGGUUUUCUCCUUCGAACGCGUUCGCAUUGAUCAGUGAAUGUUCCCUGCUGCACUCGUUGCGAAUCUAUUCAGUCAACGAUGGCAUGUUGAUUGAGUCCGAGGUGGAUGAGUUGUCGAAUCAGUUCCGUAUUCCGAUCCUCGUCAUUGUCCAUCUGCAGUUGGGCUGUGCAUCCACCGUCAAUCAGUGUUAUCAUCAACAUCUGAUCAAAUUCUUCUCAAUGCAAAAUUCAGUUGGUAUCAUUGGAGGACACAAAAGACGAUCACUCUACUUCAUUGGUUCAUAUAAUAACGAUAGUCUCAUCUAUCUGGAUCCGCACAUUGCUCAUGAAGCCAUGCCAGCCGAGCAGAUACCGCAACAGUGUAAUCAAUUCCACUGCAAUAAAUUCACCAAGAUGUCAGUCGAUCAGAUCGAGCCGGGCUGUUCGUUAGGCUUUGUUGUUCUCUCGAGGCUUCAUUAUCGAUCAUCCAUCGAUUUUUUAGUUUCGGUUCGUUUUACUCGAAUAAUAGACGUUUGCGCAGAUGACCGCAAAUCUGCCAACCAACAACCAUUAUUCGUUGCAUAUAGCAGUAGACCAGAGUUGGUGAAUGCACGCUCCGAUGUGUCAUCAGUAUCAUCAUCAACUGCCGCUCAACUUGGUUUCGAAUUAAUUUAG